This is a messenger RNA of Grammomys surdaster, 846 nucleotides long. RefSeq names its product mas-related G-protein coupled receptor member B2-like. Bases 1 to 846 code for a protein of 281 amino acids. Gene Ontology annotation, cellular component: membrane. Gene Ontology annotation, molecular function: G protein-coupled receptor activity. The record is from RefSeq and is a predicted model, not a curated record. Lineage: Eukaryota; Metazoa; Chordata; Mammalia; Rodentia; Muridae. Gene Ontology annotation, biological process: G protein-coupled receptor signaling pathway. The transcript has a single exon.
AUGAUUUUGCUUUCCCUUAUCACUUCCCUGUUUGGGAUGGUACUGAAUGCCAUAGUUCUGUGGUUGCUUGGCUUCCAGAUGCACAGGAAUGCCUUCUUAGUCUACAUCCUCAACCUUGCUGGGGCUGACUUUUUCUUCCUGUUCUCUCAGUUUGUAUAUUGUGUUCUUAUUAUCAUUGACAUCACGGACUCCAUUCCCAAUAACAUUGUAUCAUUUUUAUAUUUUGUAUCAAUAUUUCCAUAUGUUUCUGGUGUGAGCAUUCUCACAACCAUUAGCGUUGAACGCUGCCUGUCUGUUAUGUGGCCCAUCUGGUACCGCUGUAAUCGUCCAAGACACACGUCAGCUGUCAUGUGUGUCUUGCUUUGGGCUCUGUCCUUGAUGUUCUCAUUUCUGGAUGGGAACGAAUGUGUUUUACUGUUUCAUGAGUAUGACUCUAUUUGGUGUCAGACAUUUGAUAGCAUCAUUACUGUAUGGACAAUUGUUUUAUUUGUGGUUCUCUGUGGGUCCAGCCUCAUCCUACUUGUCAGGAUCUUCUGUGGCUCCCAGCGGAUCCCUGUAACCAGGCUGUAUGUGUCCAUUGCACUCACAGUGCUAUUCUUCCUGAUAUUUGGUCUUCCCUUUGGAAUCUACUGGCUCCUUGAACAAUGGAUUAAGAGUUAUUGUGAUAUUUUUGAUGAAGUAACUUUUCUGUCCUGUAUUAACAGCUGUGCCAACCCCAUCAUUUACUUUCUUGUUGGCUCCAUUACGCACCAUAAGAGAUUCAAGAUGAAGACUCUCAGACUAUUUCUGGAGAGAGCCAUGCAGGACACUCCUGAGGAGGAAGAAGGUGUUGAGAGUGGUUCUUAA